Messenger RNA from Penicillium cosmopolitanum, 636 nucleotides. RefSeq names its product copper chaperone CCS1. The coding region runs from base 1 to 636 and encodes 211 amino acids. The transcript is spliced from 4 exons. NCBI's taxonomy places the organism in Eukaryota, Fungi, Ascomycota, Eurotiomycetes, Eurotiales, Aspergillaceae. Gene Ontology annotation, molecular function: copper ion binding; superoxide dismutase copper chaperone activity. Gene Ontology annotation, cellular component: cytoplasm. Gene Ontology annotation, biological process: removal of superoxide radicals. The record is from RefSeq and is a predicted model, not a curated record.
AUGACCUGCGAGAGCUGUGUGAAGCACGUCUCCACCUCGUUGUAUAAGUUGGACGGAAUCAACAAGGUUGACGCAAACCUCAAAGAGCAACUGGUCUUCAUCGAAGGCACCGCGCCACCGAGCUCCAUCGUAUCCGCAAUCCAGGAUACCGGCCGCGAUGCCAUUCUCCGCGGCAGUGGCACAUCAAACAGCUCCGCCGUCUGCAUCCUCGAAACACACUCCAACAGCGUCUCCAAUAAAGUCCGCGGCCUCGCCCGCAUGGUGCAAGUCUCCCCGAACAUGACGCUAGUCGACUUGACAAUCAACGGCCUGGCACCAGGCAAAUAUCACGCCACGAUUCGCGAAGCUGGCGAUAUUUCGCAGGGCGCGGCGUCGACGGGCGGUAUCUGGGAUGCCCUGAAGACCAAGGUUCUCGGCUCGGAUGAGGCACAGAAGGAACCGCGUGGAGUCUUUGGCUCUGUAGACGUCGACCGGAAGGGUCGGGAGGGACCGUUCAAGCGUGAGGAUGAGAAUACCUUGGUUGGUGUGAUUGCGCGCAGUGCGGGGGUUUGGGAUAAUGAUAAGAUGGUGUGCUCUUGCUCUGGUAAGAAUGUUUGGGAGGAGAGACAAGAGCAGGUUGGUCAGGGAAUGGCGUAG